Molecule: messenger RNA, 336 nt
Organism: Labeo rohita (rohu)
Lineage: Eukaryota; Metazoa; Chordata; Actinopteri; Cypriniformes; Cyprinidae
Product: transmembrane protein 100
Exons: 1
Coding region: 1-336 (111 amino acids)
Biological process (GO): cellular response to BMP stimulus
Source: RefSeq, a predicted model, not a curated record
AUGAGCACUGAUCAUUCUGUACUGAAGGGUUCAGCCCUGGUUAAUGGAGCAGAGCUGGCCACAGCCACUGGAGGAGCGGAGGGGUCCUGCUCUCGCUGUACUCUUCCAUUUGGUGUUGUUUUCCUGAUCAUUGGCGUUGCAGUCACAGCGGUAGCUUACAGCUUCAACACCCACGGAUCAACCAUCUCCAUUCUGGGACUUCUGCUCCUCAUCAGCGGACUGUUGCUUCUGGGAUUCAGUGCCGUAUGCAGAAGAUGUAGAAAGAGAAGAAAAAUGGACAAAGCGUGGGAGAGUCAGACUGACCUGGUGGAAAGUUUGAGGAAUAGUUUUGAUUAA